AUCUCUUUUAUUAUUAAAAAAUAUAUUUUUUUACUCAAAGAAAGAGACAAUGGCUCGUUCCAUUUGCUUAAUGACAUUAGUGGUCUUGGCAAUGAUGCUCUUUGUUGCCUAUGAGGUGCAAGCUCAGAAGAAUCAGCAAAUUUGCAAAACAGUAAGCCAAACUUUCAAAGGAGUAUGUAUUACCAACUAUCCAUGUAGAAAAGCUUGUCUCAAGGAGAAGUUCACAGAUGGACAUUGUAGCAAACUCCAAAGAAGGUGCCUAUGCACUAAGCUUUGUGUAUUUGAGAAUAUUUCAAGUGAAGUUAAAACAACUUUGGUUGAGGAAGCAAAAACUCUAGGGGAAGCUUUGCUUGAAGAAGAGAUUAUGAUGGAGUAAUUAAGUGAGAUUAAGGAUUUAAGUGUCACACAUAAUUAAUAAAGUGCUCCCUUUGUUAAAAGUCUGGUAGCCAAUAUAAUGUUGUGCAUUAAUGGCUUUUAGUAACCAUUUUGGCAUAUUAAAUAAGUUGUGACACAUCAUUAAUCCUUUGGAUCUUGUACAAAGUUUAUCUAUGUUUCAAUGAAAAAUGGUCUUCUAUGGUGA
Messenger RNA from Solanum dulcamara, 580 nucleotides. RefSeq names its product defensin-like protein. The coding region runs from base 50 to 376 and encodes 108 amino acids. Lineage: Eukaryota; Viridiplantae; Streptophyta; Magnoliopsida; Solanales; Solanaceae. The record is from RefSeq and is a predicted model, not a curated record. The transcript has 2 exons. Gene Ontology annotation, biological process: defense response.